This is a messenger RNA of Scylla paramamosain (green mud crab), 4184 nucleotides long. RefSeq names its product homeobox protein EMX1-like. The transcript has 5 exons. Gene Ontology annotation, biological process: regulation of transcription by RNA polymerase II; central nervous system development; neuron differentiation. NCBI's taxonomy places the organism in Eukaryota, Metazoa, Arthropoda, Malacostraca, Decapoda, Portunidae. Gene Ontology annotation, cellular component: nucleus. Gene Ontology annotation, molecular function: RNA polymerase II cis-regulatory region sequence-specific DNA binding; DNA-binding transcription factor activity, RNA polymerase II-specific. Bases 2411 to 3376 code for a protein of 321 amino acids. The record is from RefSeq and is a predicted model, not a curated record.
CAGAGGGAAGGGGGCGAGAGGAGCAAAAGGUGAAGCCAGGUGGAAAAGACAGGAGGAAAGAGCGGUUUCAGGUGCAGAAAUACAACUCCAGUAAAUCUUCGCCACGUAACCAAAGCUAAGACUAACACAAACAUUUAUACACGUCAUUAAAAACAGGAGCCUUUCUUUUCAAUAGUUUCUCCUUCCACUGCGUCCAGGAGAGAGGCCCUUUGAUAGCGUGUUGGCGGAGGAACAACUCGCAGAUCAAAUAUUGCUGCCGGGAUCACAAGGGCUUAGCUGUGCCCCGAUCCUUCUCAAUGGAGCAAUAAUAAGUCAGGCACCGAGCACAGUCACCUCCUGCGCCGCCUAUCUUGGCCUUCCCUCCCUUCACUAUAAGGUCGAUAAGGGUUGUCUAGUUCAGUGUAAGCGUCGCCCUUGUCGCCCUCAGUGGCAUAUCCUCCCCUUGACCCGAAGCCGUAAAUUGGCCCCAUGUGGCCUGUAAAGUUAAAAGCUCCCGACACGAUUCAUCUCGGCAAUUUGAUGCUCAUCUCCUGACCAAAAAAUGAGGCAUCUCAUCCCAAAGGUGUUGUGAGGCCUGGCGAGGUCGGGCCGGAAGGAGGGAAUCAGGGGUGAAGGAGAAGGUAGAGGAGGGAUGGAAGGAAGGGAGGAAGUAAGGAGAGGUGCAAUAAGACUUCACUAAAGGACUCCAUCGCACCCCCAAAGGUUAUUACUCACAAGGCUUCUGCCAAACAAUGGUACACUAAACACAAAGCUCACUCAGUUUCUAAAGCGAGGGGUGAACUAGCCAGCAACACGAGAAAUACUCAUAAAAAAUCAUCUUUAUUAAUUUCUGGCUGGAGACAUGAUUAUAAAACCAAGCCAGUAUCUUCAGGCAAGCCCAAGAAAUUGAUUACAAAAUUCACAUAGAUCAGCAGAUAAGUGGAAAGGUAAUUGUGGAAACGGAAGUCAGUUACAAAGCAUCACCAGUUAAUAUCCUGCGUGUCACUGAAUUACAUCAUCGCAGAGUUACUGUGUCUUAGGCAGAGAGGCGAGAUGUUACGGUCGUGAGAGUCUUCCAGGAGUUAGUAAAACAAUAAAUUGAAACUUCAGACUCCCUCCAUCAGAGACAGAGAGAGUGCAAAGCUGCGGCUCCUCGUUCUGGUUCUCGCCGCCAAGAUCAGGCUUCCGUGCCUCGCCCCGGAGUGUUUGCCGUGGGCGUCAGGGAGGACCACGCUGAGCCGCCGCCCCAGCGCUCCCGGCUUUAGAGCGCGCCAGUUUCUCAAGACGCUUAAACAUCAGCAAACGUCAGAAUCUACGCUGCUGACAUUACUAUCAACAAACCGCUGCUCCAUAAAGCCGGAGAUCUUGGUGUCUAUACAAGCCGGCUUCCUCCAUACAGUCAGCAGAUCCAUUUAUUUGUCAUCCGCCGGAGCAGCGCCUCGUCAGAGACAUGCCGCCGCCAGCCCCUCGUCGCCGUAAGGGCCGGAAUCCGCUCGACAAUAGGGAAUACAACUACCACGGCUUGCACUUCGUCCGCAGCAAGAGACAGUUCGUUCGUCGCUGGCUAGACAGAAAACACCUACAGCCCACGUUAAAAUUACACUGGAUUAUGGUCUGGCCUGCCCUUAGCGCCACUCACUCCAUCACAAACUCACUGCUCUAAUCAAGAGAACAGUUUUUAAUGCGAUCACUUGAGUGGUUGAAAUGUAAAUUUGAUCAUCAUCGCCGACGAUCAACAGUACCAGUGAAGGGGAAGAAAUGAUUCCCUGCAGGAUGUUGAGGUUACACUGCUGUUCCUCCGUCAGCGCUAGGCACGGGGUGCAGCAGGAGUCUUAUUCGACGCUAUCUGAAAUACUCAGGUGUCCAACGAGAGCGAAAGGGUGGGAAAAACCAUGUAAGAACACAAAAAUGCCAGAUCGUUGCUGAACCUGACCACAGUUACCAUUCCUGCCGAGAGGUGGCGCGCGAGCCAGUGGGUUGGAACUGUCGGGCUCCGAGUGGCUUCGUGGAUGAAUCCUUGCCUACUUUCUCUAUCGGAAGACCUAAGAGAGAAUCAAUGGAUGACAGUAACAUUCACUGGUAUCCCUCAGCUCGGGGCGGAGCCUCGCGGAGAGCCGGACCAAUGGGACUUCACUAUUAAAAGCAAUAACAGAGAAUCGGGUGCUAAUUGACCAAUCAUUGACCACGCUGGCUCAUAAUGGCGAUAAGAACAGACAGAACAACGUAAAAGGAGUAGAACAGUUCCAGCUUGCCGUAUAAGUCCACGUGAACUCCUUGCGUGCUCACCUCCGAGAGUUGUUAUCCUGUGACUGUUCUGUAACUCACUAGGGUGGCGCCAUCCUGGGCCUGAAAGACCAGGGUGCUUGACCGUGCUAAUAGGGAGUGUGCUGCUGUACAGGCAAACUGCGAGAACCAGGUGCCCACAGACUUGAUGAUGCCGCAAGCGCCCACGCCCGUGGUGCCCACACGCCCACGUCUUGGUUUCUCCAUAGAAUCGCUGGUCGGCUGUGGAGAUGAGAAGCGGGCGUCAGCAUCCCCGCCCGCGCCGGGCCUCACCAAACUGGCCGAGUCUCCGCCGCACCAGCCGCCGCGGGACUUGACUAACAUAGGACUCCCGCGUGAGUUUUUCCUUGUCCGAGAGCAACAACUUCGGGACCAGCUGAGGGACCAGCUGCUGAAGGAACAGCUCCAGCGUGUCCAGCAAGCCCACCAGGACUCCAACCUUCGCACCUCGCCCUUCACUUCUCCCGUCCGCACACAGUCACCCUCACAGUGUGACGAUGACAAGAAGGCACCGUCGCCGCUCACCAGCCCGACCUCGCUCCCGCCGCCCAGCCUCCUGCCGGGGACUGGAAUGCCCCUACCGUCACAGCUGUUGCCUCUCGGCGGACACACAGGGCAUCCACACCUGCCCUCACACCUCAUGCCACACCCCCUCCUGACACAGGUGCCGCAGUUCCCGGGCACGCCUAUGCCCCCCGUGUCCUGCCCGAGAGACUACCCACUCUACCCUUGGCUACUCUCUCGCCAAGGCAGGAUCUUCCCUCCAGGAUUCCCUGGCGGUCAUGACUUCCCCACCUUCCUGCUGCCCUUCCGGAAGCCGAAGCGGAUCCGGACGGCGUUCAGCCCGAGUCAGCUGCUGAAGCUGGAGCAAGCCUUCGAGAAGAACCAGUACGUGGUGGGCGCAGAGAGGAAGCAGCUCGCCCAGUCCCUCAACCUCUCCGAGACACAGGUCAAAGUUUGGUUUCAAAACCGGCGAACCAAACACAAACGGCAGCAGCAGGAGGAGGAGGGCGGAGAAAACAAGACAGAGACCAAGCAGGGCGAGGACGAGGGUCUGGUUCUGGAGCACGAGGAGGAGGAACUCGAUGUGGAAAACGAGGCAGAGACUCACUAGCUCCCCCAUGUGCUCCCCCAGAGUCUUCCUCCCUCGCCGCCCCUCCGCAGCCCACCGACAGGAGCCGCCCAGCACGACGACCAACCCGCCGCUUCUGACGACGACACCGAAGGGAAGAUAAUAAAGAUCUUUGUUGUGCUCUUCUCAUCGUGUCUGCAUCACGCGUUAUGAACUGAAGGUGCUCGGGUGCAGAAGACCUCUUCCUUGCCGCAGUCGAGGCAAGGAUCACCGUUUCCUUCCCCUGUCCCAGUACAUCCCCGAGCAUCUCGCCCUGAAGCGGCCAUUGGUCAGUGUGUCUGUCGGUGUGGCUGCCUGGAGAAGUCACACAGCAUUGUGCGCAAUCAAGUACAAUACCUGCGUGUUUUUCCUGUUAGCCGCGAUUCACUCGUUGUUAGAAGCAGAAAUGCUCUUCCACCUCGUGAUUUUUCCUCGCUCUGUGUUACAUGAUUAGCGGCCGCCACGGAGCCGCCUCGCGUGGGUCAUAUUGAUCUGUACCACUACCUGUGUCCCUCGUCAAGCACCAAACACUUACUUACUAUUCCUUGUUAUCUCUGUCUCGUCUCGUGUUCUAGAAGAGUUUUCCUCCCCGUUUAUAUAUUAUAGAGGCCCCGAAGCCCUCCCUAAAGUUCCUAUGUGUGCCAUAUUUUGUAAAUAUCUGUAAAUAUCAUCAAAUAAUUUAUAUGUAAAUAUUGUAUGUAUGAAGUUUAUUUGUUUUAAAAUAGUCGAGCUCUUUUUUUUCAUGUGCCAGUACCUUGAACAGCUGGAGCGACACCCAACUGUGCUUGACAAUAAAAUGUUAGUCUCCGUC